AUGUCGUGCCCCCCGCUCGUAUCGUCAGAGCAAGAGCAGGGGCAGCCGCUCAUCGACGCGGCAAAGGCGCUGCCCAGAAAGCACCCCAUCGGAGACACGGACCCGAGUCCAGGUGAGCGAAUUCUGCUGUUUCAAAAACGUGAGAUCCUGCAGCAGGUUCUACGAAAGGAGAAAACGAUGGAGGUGCGGCAUCUAGCAUGCACACCGGGCGGUGCUUGGCUGGGUGUCGAUGGCUGGGUCCAUGCGUGGGGUCGCUUCGGACAAUCCUUCGUCGCAGGGAGCUUGGAGGAGUUCCGAGAUUACCAAGGUGAACACGGCGUUGCCGUGGAUGCGCUGCCGUACAGGCAAACGCAUCUCUGGCCACUCAUCGAACUGCGUCGUCUGCCAGAGCCGGUGCAGUUCAAGCGCAUCCCAGGUCCAACGACGUGGGUUGGUUUUUGUCCUCCCGACGACGCAGUGGAAUGCGGGGCUCAGCGUGGGGGACUGGUGAACGCAGGCAACAGCUGCUUCAUCAAUGCAGCCCUGCAGGCGCUCUACACCGUGACGCCUUGGCGACGCAUGCUCAGGCGCUUAGACGGUGAGGUUGCCGUGGAUCUCCUGGCUCUGUUGCAUCGGCUGCAGUGCUCCUCCAUAGUGAAUCCUGAGACAAUUUUACAGAAGUGGUAUCACGGAGAGCAGGAGGAUAGCCUCGAGUUUCUGCACGCCGUGAGCGAGCAGGCGGGGCUGACUGCGCAAACUGCAGGCGUGGAGCAAUUUCAGCUUCGCUGCCAAGACUGUGGAGGGACGUUUGCGCAAGGGUCAGCAACGGCUAUGUCAGAGAUGCAAAUGGAGCUGCCGGGCGGUGUCAGUGACAUGCAAGGGGUAGUCGACAACUACUUUCGGUCCACGCUUGCCCCAGAGGAUGUGAAGUACUGUGACCGAGCGUGGCAGUGUCCUUCUUGCGAAUCCUGUCGCCUGCCGUUGAGACAGCUGAAAAUUCGACAGCCUCCAACAGUCCUUGUUGCAGCCGUGAAGCGCUGGCGCACCGCGGUCAGUGACGGGCGCUUCAUCCAACACAAAGACAAAACCCAGGUCAACUUUGCCGAGAUCGUCCAGGUCCAGGGACACGUCUACCACGUAGUGGCCACGGUACAUCACAUAGGCGCAACGCCAAACGGGGGUCACUAUUAUGCUGUCGCUUACGACCCAGAAGGGCAUCGGCGGGUCUUCAACGACACGACUGUCGCGGAUGUUGUGGCUGACUCAGUGGCGGACUUGGCAGCGGGCGCCGCAAGCGGCGAGCUGUACUACAUGUUGCUCCAGAAGGUCACGACAGAUCUGCCAGAGCAGUCGGUGGCCACGCGUCUGGACGCCUCCACGGCAGCAGACACAUCGCCGGAACAUCUCGGAGGCACGAUAGACAAGGAGGCCGCCGCAACACCGACAUAUCUGUCAUGUGAGAAGGUGCAAUCGCAAAGUCCUUCGUCAACAGGGCAGGCGCAGGGUGUCGACGAGGCUGCCGGGCUGGGUCGCCCACGUGGAGCUGCAAGCGUGGAUGGCUUAGUGCCGCAGGCCGUCAGCCCUAUGGAGUGUCUAAGAAGCGUUCCAGAUGCAGGGUUCGAAGAUGCGGAACGAGCCUUCGAGCAGGAUGUAGUCGCCUUCAUGAACUCCGUGUGCGAGCAGUCGGUAGCUGAAGCUCUGCGCGACACCCCCGCCUGUAGCACUUAUGUGGCAAAGCUCACCUUUGAGCAGUGUCUCACGCGUCUGCAGGCCGGACUAAAGGCGGUUCGAGCAGAACACCUCACCGCCGCAGAAGAGGUCGAUGUUUUCACGCCGCUGUGGUGGCUUACGGACUACCGGCUUGCAGUGUACAUGGAAGCGUUCGCCCGCGUUGUGGCCCUGUCCUCGACAAUGCUCUUGGAAACCUUCAAAGCUUUUGCGUCAUCGCUGUUGCAUCGGCAGUUGUGCGUGGAGUGGUCCGACUACACCCUGGCACAUAGGUACUGGGCGCAGGUCGUGACGGACAUCGGAACCGGCAAGUCGCCUGUCAUGAAGACCGUGCGGGAGGCGUUCAAGCGAGCUGCAGAAGAGAAGACAAGUCAAUGGCUGGCGGGUCCUGUGGAGAUGGAGCAUCAUCUCAUUACUGAGUCCACACAUGCAGCCUUCAAUGCACGACUUCAACAAGGCGACGGGCACGCGUUACUUGUGGGUCCAGAAGGCUCGGCUUUCCUUUGUCCAGAGUAUGCGAAGUCUGGGAAAUUCACGAAGGAGACCCACAUUGUAUUAACGCGACUGCUGGAGGCUGCGCACGGGGGCCGGUACGACUGGGACACACAGGCAGACGUGUUGGCUAGGCCUGUCAAAGCACGCAAACUAGCGGGGCACGAGGAGAAGGUGGACUGCGGAGUGCACUUCGAGUCAACAAACAUUGGCAUGGUGCUACUGCAACAACCUUCUGUCUUGGUGGGCGCCGAGCGAAGCUGUGUGUUUUCUGCGGGUCGACGGGGCAGUCAGCUGACGUACCCUACGGGGCUACGGGACAAGUUCGUGGACUUCAUGGCGGGUCUGUUUCAGAACCUCAUCCAACACGUCGGCCACAAGGUGCCUCUACAUGGAAGGGAGCUUGUGUGGAGUCAGAGCACGGCUGGGAAAGCCGCGCUGAUGGAGGCCCGUGGGGCCAUGCAUGAGGCCUCGCAAAACGCCUACUAUGCGGACGGCGGCACACUCAACAGCAUGUUCGAGAAGCUUUCGUACUUCUGGACGCAUGAAGGUCUUUUGACAACUUUGUUCGAGGAAGCCAUUGGGGCCAUGGUGGAGCAGCGCCCCUUCGACAUUGCGCAGCGGCAAAUCUCGCCUCACGCCACCAAGCUAGCCUUGGAAUGGACAUACAGACGGCUUGCUCGCGGCUUUAAUAUGUUGGAUGUGGACAUCAGUCGCGGCAGCUGGAGAGUCAGAGAAGGGGCAGGCGUGCGAAAGUCUGUGGGGCCUUUCAAGGAGAGUGUUUCUUGGAUGCAGGAGGUGGCCGUGAAGCUUCUACGUGCGACGCCAGGCGCUGUGAUCUAUGCAGAUGUUGCCGGACGCACAGUUCCACUGUUUCGCCACGUGUAUUCCGAUGAUCCGCAGCAACGAGAAAGCUCGUACAACAAUUUGCUGACAGCUUUCCAGCAUCUGGAGCGUCACGGUCUUGGAGUUGUACGGCUGCGCCCCGGAGCGUGGCCCGCCUUUGUGAAGUACGGCUGGAGGACUUUGUCAAGUGGGGCGCAGGAUGCCGUCCGCAAAUGGGCCAUCCCGUUGCACUUCUUCGAGGGGUUUCUGGAGGAGACCGCGGCGGCAAUCUCUGUGCAGAAGCAGUCCCAAACAUUGGUGCAGCAGACAGCGCGCAGGAAGCUGCAGACGUCGCACAGCGUGGCGGAGCCAUUAUUCAGCUCGACGGCAGGCAGAGCGGAGCAAGGCGAGGCGACCCCACCAGCAGAGGGGGAGCCGAGCAGUCGCCAGGUCGACAAGGCGCCGUCGGACGCAGUGGAGAAGGAUACGUACAAGGAAGCUCGCGCGUGCCUUCUCGAGGAGAUCCCGCGGACGUUGAGUGACGCCACUGCCGUGGCAAGGAAGGAGUGCCUGAAGGCAAAGCCCCCUUGCAAUGUGGUUUUCAACACGAAGCGACUCGUCACUGGAAAAAACUGCGCGGAGUACAAGCUGUGGGGCUCAUGCUCCGAGUGCAAGCCGAAAUGCAGUUUGCGGGCGCGGGUGACCAUCUGCAUUGAAGGCCCCGCGGAGGGGAAAGCAGUGGUCCACUAUCGUGGCCAACAUGGGACAAAGGUCGUCGCGCAAGGUGGUCGGCUGCUACCGGCAGAUGUGCAGAAGGUCGUGAACGAGGUUCUGGAAUCCAAGGCCACCAUCACAAGCAGGGGUCUCCGGGCAGCGCUGGAGCUUUCCAAUCUAGAGUUCGCCUGUGAGCCUUUGCAGCUACACAACCUAGUUCGGCGUCUGCGGCAGAAGCAGGGGCAGACGUCAAGCGUUGCAGCAGUACCGAUCGAAUCAUUUCUUGAGGAGGUGAGGAAAUGGGAGGCGAACCUGCCCGACAAGAUCGGCAGUGCAGAAGAUCUGUCGCGUCUUUUGGUCCUGAAGUCGCCGAACGGUGUCGUGGUGGAGGCUGACAGGGUGUACGUGCCCAUCACCUGCUCAGGCAUGCUGCAACGCUUGUGUGAUGCUGCAAACCACCGUCUUCGUCUCAUAGUCGAUAUGAAGAUGGGGGCGAUUGCCAACAACUACGGCGUGAUCACCGCGUGCUUUGCCACUAGCAGUGCGCGCCUUACAAACACCAGUUCCGGCAUGUUGCGGGGGCGACGGCAGUCCUACGUGGCGCACACCUGCACAGCGCAGCCAGUCAUGCAAGCCUUGGUUCACAGUGAGAAGGAAAAGAAUGUGUGUGCCUGCUUCGAGGACUUGUGCUGGUUGUGUCAGGAAGUCGGCGGUUUCAACCUGAAGUCACAGCUGCUGCAUGUGCACGCAGAUUACGCGCCGGGAAUCGCCGCAGCACGGCGGGCCGUCUUUCCAGGCGCCCGUUUGGUGGGAGAUUACUUUCACUACAAGAAGUCGUUGCUGAAGACGCUUCCGGCCAAGUUGCCCAAACAGGAAGGCCCGAAGAAACGCGGCAGGCAGAAGCGCGAUGCAACCGUGACAGAGGUGUCAGAGGUGUCAGACUUGACCAGGUGCCUGCCAACGUUGCAGCUCGCGGAUGCGAUCUGGCAGGUGGUAUUCGAGAACAUGCCGGCAGAGGUAGCUUCGUACCUGCAGAGGGAGUUCUUCACGCAGUGCACGGUCGCCGACUUGCGCCAUAUCUACAAGACCGUGCAGGCGCGCCAUGGAUCAUGGGAAGCUGAGCUGAAGUGUCGCACCAAGGCUGCACCUGCACCCCCGGCAGCGCCAAGUGCUGGCCGCGGCAUUCCGGCCGUGAAAGUAGUGGCAUCGACCUUGCAGUCCUCCACGGCGGCGCCAGGCAAGCACAGCGAAGCUGAGACCCUUCGCCUUAGAGUGAAACUGGAAGAAACAAAGCUGGCGCGCGUCGAGGCGGAGAAGAGUCUGCAGGAACUCAAGAAAAGGAAGGCCGAGCAGGAACAGGCCGUGCUUGCGCCACAGCCUCCUCUUCGUGAGCAGGAGUCAGGCCGGCGGUCGUGGCAUCAAAAGAGCUCCUCGCAGCAGAACUGGUGGCGCAACUGGCACGGCCCGCGCCGCGGCACAGAGUACUGGCACUCGAUGAGAAAUGUGCGCUGGAGGGACGGGACAGGGGCACAGCUGAAGGGAGGCGACACAGGGACGACGCAGGGGAUGGACGGCGCAGGGGACGCAGGGGACGAUGUAGGGGACAACACAAGGGACAGCGCAGCGGACAACACAGGGGACAAGACAGGGGACAACACAGGGGACAACACAGGGGACAACACAGGGGACACAAGGGAGGACGCAGGGGACGACGUAUGGGACGAGACAGUGGACGACACAGGACACAACGCAGGACAAAACAACACGGGGACGACGCUGGGGACAACACAGGGGGACAAGACCGGGGAGGGGGACGACGCAGGCAACAAGACAGGGGACACCACAGGGGACAACGCAGGGGACAACACAGGGGACAACGCAGGGGACAACACAGGGGACACAAGGGAGGACGCAGAGGAGAACACGGGAAAGAACGCAGGGGACAACGACAGAACGGGGACAAGCGAAUCAGGGACGACGCAGGAGACGACGCUGGGGACAACGCAGGGGGACAACACUGAGUUCAACGCUGGGGAUGACGCAGGGGGCUACACAGGGGACAACGCGAGGGACAACACAGGGGACAACGCGGGGACAACACAGGGGACAACUCGGGGGACAACGCAGGAAGCAACGCAGGGGAGAACGCAGGGGGACAAGGGGACAACGCAGGGACAGCACCACGGGGACAACGCAGGGGACAACACAGGAAAGCGGAGAACGCAGGGGACACCGCGGGGACAACGCAGGGGACAAGACAGGGGACACAAAAGGGAGGAUGCAGAGGAGAACACGGGAAACAACGCAGGGGACAACGCACGGGGACAGCGCGAGGGACAACACAGGGGACAACGCGGGGACAACGCAGGGGACAACUCGGGGACAACGGACAACGCAGGAGACAACACAGCGCAGGCAACAGGACAGGGGACAAGACAGGGGACAACGCAGGGACAGCACCACGGGGACAACGCAGGGGACAACACAGGAAAGCGGAGAACGCAGGGGACACCGCGGGGACAACGCAGGGGACAAGACAGGGGACACAAAAGGGAGGAUGCAGAGGAGAACACGGGAAACAACGCAGGGGACAACGCACGGGGACAGCGCGAGGGACAACACAGGGGACAACGCGGGGACAACACAGGGGACAACUCGGGGACAACGCAGGGCACGACGCAGGGGACAGCGCAGGGGACGACCGACAUAGGGGACGACGCAGUGGCCGGGGACAACACUGAGUUCAACACUGGGGAUGACGCAGGGGACUACACAGGGGACGACUCAGGGGACGACGCAGGGGACGCAGAGGGAAAGACGCGGGACGACACAGGUGGUGACACAGGGGGCAAGGGACCCAUUGACCGGCCCCGCGCGCGGGCGGCCUUGGCCUUGGUUUUGGCCUUCCAGAUCGACCGGCCCUGCCCUGUAAUGCGUCAGUUCCAGGCCCAGGCUGGAGGACGAGUUUGUUCCACCUUUUUCAAGGAGUCCGCCGCCAACGUGAAGGGGUCCGGAGCACAGACCUGCCCAGGACAGUUUGUUCAGUUCAGACCUGCCACGAAGGAGUUGGAGUUUGUUCCAACCUUUCUGAAAGGGUCCAGAGCUGACCUGCCGAGGACGAGAUUGUUCACCUUCUGGAAGGGUCCGAAGGAGUUGGUGGAAACAGAUCCGUCCAGGAGGAUGUUCCACCUCACCUUUAUGAAGGGGAGGAUGUUCCACCUCACCUUUAUGAAGGGGAGGAUGUUCCACCUCACCUUUAUGAAGGGGUUCCAGAGCUCAGACCUGCCCAGAGGAGGAUGUUCCACCUAUAUGAAGGAGUCCGGAGCAGACUUGGCCAGGAGCGCUGAUGGCUGGAACGUGGUCAUGCCGACGGCCAGCUUCCGUGACAUGUCGUGCCCCCCGCUCGUAUCGUCAGAGCAAGAGCAGGGGCAGCCGCUCAUCGACGCGGCAAAGGCGCUGCCCAGAAAGCACCCCAUCGGAGACACGGACCCGAGUCCAGGUGAGCGAAUUCUGCUGUUUCAAAAACGUGAGAUCCUGCAGCAGGUUCUACGAAAGGAGAAAACGAUGGAGGUGCGGCAUCUAGCAUGCACACCGGGCGGUGCUUGGCUGGGUGUCGAUGGCUGGGUCCAUGCGUGGGGUCGCUUCGGACAAUCCUUCGUCGCAGGGAGCUUGGAGGAGUUCCGAGAUUACCAAGGUGAACACGGCGUUGCCGUGGAUGCGCUGCCGUACAGGCAAACGCAUCUCUGGCCACUCAUCGAACUGCGUCGUCUGCCAGAGCCGGUGCAGUUCAAGCGCAUCCCAGGUCCAACGACGUGGGUUGGUUUUUGUCCUCCCGACGACGCAGUGGAAUGCGGGGCUCAGCGUGGGGGACUGGUGAACGCAGGCAACAGCUGCUUCAUCAAUGCAGCCCUGCAGGCGCUCUACACCGUGACGCCUUGGCGACGCAUGCUCAGGCGCUUAGACGGUGAGGUUGCCGUGGAUCUCCUGGAGGAUAGCCUCGAGUUUCUGCACGCCGUGAGCGAGCAGGCGGGGCUGACUGCGCAAACUGCAGGCGUGGAGCAAUUUCAGCUUCGCUGCCAAGACUGUGGAGGGACGUUUGCGCAAGGGUCAGCAACGGCUAUGUCAGAGAUGCAAAUGGAGCUGCCGGGCGGUGUCAGUGACAUGCAAGGGGUAGUCGACAACUACUUUCGGUCCACGCUUGCCCCAGAGGAUGUGAAGUACUGUGACCGAGCGUGGCAGUGUCCUUCUUGCGAAUCCUGUCGCCUGCCGUUGAGACAGCUGAAAAUUCGACAGCCUCCAACAGUCCUUGUUGCAGCCGUGAAGCGCUGGCGCACCGCGGUCAGUGACGGGCGCUUCAUCCAACACAAAGACAAAACCCAGGUCAACUUUGCCGAGAUCGUCCAGGUCCAGGGACACGUCUACCACGUAGUGGCCACGGUACAUCACAUAGGCGCAACGCCAAACGGGGGUCACUAUUAUGCUGUCGCUUACGACCCAGAAGGGCAUCGGCGGGUCUUCAACGACACGACUGUCGCGGAUGUUGUGGCUGACUCAGUGGCGGACUUGGCAGCGGGCGCCGCAAGCGGCGAGCUGUACUACAUGUUGCUCCAGAAGGUCACGACAGAUCUGCCAGAGCAGUCGGUGGCCACGCGUCUGGACGCCUCCACGGCAGCAGACACAUCGCCGGAACAUCUCGGAGGCACGAUAGACAAGGAGGCCGCCGCAACACCGACAUAUCUGUCAUGUGAGAAGGUGCAAUCGCAAAGUCCUUCGUCAACAGGGCAGGCGCAGGGUGUCGACGAGGCUGCCGGGCUGGGUCGCCCACGUGGAGCUGCAAGCGUGGAUGGCUUAGUGCCGCAGGCCGUCAGCCCUAUGGAGUGUCUAAGAAGCGUUCCAGAUGCAGGGUUCGAAGAUGCGGAACGAGCCUUCGAGCAGGAUGUAGUCGCCUUCAUGAACUCCGUGUGCGAGCAGUCGGUAGCUGAAGCUCUGCGCGACACCCCCGCCUGUAGCACUUAUGUGGCAAAGCUCACCUUUGAGCAGUGUCUCACGCGUCUGCAGGCCGGACUAAAGGCGGUUCGAGCAGAACACCUCACCGCCGCAGAAGAGGUCGAUGUUUUCACGCCGCUGUGGUGGCUUACGGACUACCGGCUUGCAGUGUACAUGGAAGCGUUCGCCCGCGUUGUGGCCCUGUCCUCGACAAUGCUCUUGGAAACCUUCAAAGCUUUUGCGUCAUCGCUGUUGCAUCGGCAGUUGUGCGUGGAGUGGUCCGACUACACCCUGGCACAUAGGUACUGGGCGCAGGUCGUGACGGACAUCGGAACCGGCAAGUCGCCUGUCAUGAAGACCGUGCGGGAGGCAGAAGAGAAGACAAGUCAAUGGCUGGCGGGUCCUGUGGAGAUGGAGCAUCAUCUCAUUACUGAGUCCACACAUGCAGCCUUCAAUGCACGACUUCAACAAGGCGACGGGCACGCGUUACUUGUGGGUCCAGAAGGCUCGGCUUUCCUUUGUCCAGAGUAUGCGAAGUCUGGGAAAUUCACGAAGGAGACCCACAUUGUAUUAACGCGACUGCUGGAGGCUGCGCACGGGGGCCGGUACGACUGGGACACACAGGCAGACGUGUUGGCUAGGCCUGUCAAAGCACGCAAACUAGCGGGGCACGAGGAGAAGGUGGACUGCGGAGUGCACUUCGAGUCAACAAACAUUGGCAUGGUGCUACUGCAACAACCUUCUGUCCUGAGCACUUGGUGGGCGCCGAGCGAAGCUCGCCACAAAAUCGGGCUGGCUAACCGCUGUGUGUUUUCUGCGGGUCGACGGGGCAGUCAGCUGACGUACCCUACGGGGCUACGGGACAAGUUCGUGGACUUCAUGGCGGGUCUGUUUCAGAACCUCAUCCAACACGUCGGCCACAAGGUGCCUCUACAUGGAAGGGAGCUUGUGUGGAGUCAGAGCACGGCUGGGAAAGCCGCGCUGAUGGAGGCCCGUGGGGCCAUGCAUGAGGCCUCGCAAAACGCCUACUAUGCGGACGGCGGCACACUCAACAGCAUGUUCGAGAAGCUUUCGUACUUCUGGACGCAUGAAGGUCUUUUGACAACUUUGUUCGAGGAAGCCAUUGGGGCCAUGGUGGAGCAGCGCCCCUUCGACAUUGCGCAGCGGCAAAUCUCGCCUCACGCCACCAAGCUAGCCUUGGAAUGGACAUACAGACGGCUUGCUCGCGGCUUUAAUAUGUUGGAUGUGGACAUCAGUCGCGGCAGCUGGAGAGUCAGAGAAGGGGCAGGCGUGCGAAAGUCUGUGGGGCCUUUCAAGGAGAGUGUUUCUUGGAUGCAGGAGGUGGCCGUGAAGCUUCUACGUGCGACGCCAGGCGCUGUGAUCUAUGCAGAUGUUGCCGGACGCACAGUUCCACUGUUUCGCCACGUGUAUUCCGAUGAUCCGCAGCAACGAGAAAGCUCGUACAACAAUUUGCUGACAGCUUUCCAGCAUCUGGAGCGUCACGGUCUUGGAGUUGUACGGCUGCGCCCCGGAGCGUGGCCCGCCUUUGUGAAGUACGGCUGGAGGACUUUGUCAAGUGGGGCGCAGGAUGCCGUCCGCAAAUGGGCCAUCCCGUUGCACUUCUUCGAGGGGUUUCUGGAGGAGACCGCGGCGGCAAUCUCUGUGCAGAAGCAGUCCCAAACAUUGGUGCAGCAGACAGCGCGCAGGAAGCUGCAGACGUCGCACAGCGUGGCGGAGCCAUUAUUCAGCUCGACGGCAGGCAGAGCGGAGCAAGGCGAGGCGACCCCACCAGCAGAGGGGGAGCCGAGCAGUCGCCAGGUCGACAAGGCGCCGUCGGACGCAGUGGAGAAGGAUACGUACAAGGAAGCUCGCGCGUGCCUUCUCGAGGAGAUCCCGCGGACGUUGAGUGACGCCACUGCCGUGGCAAGGAAGGAGUGCCUGAAGGCAAAGCCCCCUUGCAAUGUGGUUUUCAACACGAAGCGACUCGUCACUGGAAAAAACUGCGCGGAGUACAAGCUGUGGGGCUCAUGCUCCGAGUGCAAGCCGAAAUGCAGUUUGCGGGCGCGGGUGACCAUCUGCAUUGAAGGCCCCGCGGAGGGGAAAGCAGUGGUCCACUAUCGUGGCCAACAUGGGACAAAGGUCGUCGCGCAAGGUGGUCGGCUGCUACCGGCAGAUGUGCAGAAGGUCGUGAACGAGGUUCUGGAAUCCAAGGCCACCAUCACAAGCAGGGGUCUCCGGGCAGCGCUGGAGCUUUCCAAUCUAGAGUUCGCCUGUGAGCCUUUGCAGCUACACAACCUAGUUCGGCGUCUGCGGCAGAAGCAGGGGCAGACGUCAAGCGUUGCAGCAGUACCGAUCGAAUCAUUUCUUGAGGAGGUGAGGAAAUGGGAGGCGAACCUGCCCGACAAGAUCGGCAGUGCAGAAGAUCUGUCGCGUCUUUUGGUCCUGAAGUCGCCGAACGGUGUCGUGGUGGAGGCUGACAGGGUGUACGUGCCCAUCACCUGCUCAGGCAUGCUGCAACGCUUGUGUGAUGCUGCAAACCACCGUCUUCGUCUCAUAGUCGAUAUGAAGAUGGGGGCGAUUGCCAACAACUACGGCGUGAUCACCGCGUGCUUUGCCACUAGCAGUGCGCGCCUUACAAACACCAGUUCCGGCAUGUUGCGGGGGCGACGGCAGUCCUACGUGGCGCACACCUGCACAGCGCAGCCAGUCAUGCAAGCCUUGGUUCACAGUGAGAAGGAAAAGAAUGUGUGUGCCUGCUUCGAGGACUUGUGCUGGUUGUGUCAGGAAGUCGGCGGUUUCAACCUGAAGUCACAGCUGCUGCAUGUGCACGCAGAUUACGCGCCGGGAAUCGCCGCAGCACGGCGGGCCGUCUUUCCAGGCGCCCGUUUGGCGGGAGAUUACUUUCACUACAAGAAGUCGUUGCUGAAGACGCUCCCGGCCAAGUUGCCCAAACAGGAAGGCCCGAAGAAACGCGGCAGGCAGAAGCGCGACGCAACCGUGACAGAGGUGUCAGAGGUGUCAGACUUGACCAGGUGCCUGCCAACGUUGCAGCUCGCGGAUGCGAUCUGGCAGGUGGUAUUCGAGAACAUGCCGGCAGAGGUAGCUUCGUACCUGCAGAGGGAGUUCUUCACGCAGUGCACGGUCGCCGACUUGCGCCAUAUCUACAAGACCGUGCAGGCCCCGGCGCGGGGAGCGCAGCGGCUCUGGCUGCCAAGCUUUUGGGUUGGAGUCUUCGGCACAUGUCCCGGUGCUGGCGGGGGGACCAACCCACUCGAGGCGCGCCAUGGAUCAUGGGAAGCUGAGCUGAAGUGUCGCACCAAGGAUGGCCUUCUCUCGGCCAUGCAAGGCAUGCAGCACCUCUACAAGAAGUGGCGCGGCAUCUUCGAUUGGGGUAAGCCGAUGAAGAUGACAAAUUUCCCGGUAGCAGAGAAUGACUACUUGCUCAACAGCGCAGCGCUUCGUUCGCAAGGUCGUUCCCCUGCAGUGGACUACUGGAGGCAACGCGACACUGGGAACUACGUGAAGUUCCACAUCUGCACCGGCACGCCGCGAGGUCCAAACACAGAGGAGUCGGAGUAUACCACCUUUUGGGUGAUGGCCUCGCCCACAGGGCCUGUUGACAAGGAGCUGGCAAGGUUGCUGUGCGCGAUGUUGUACAAGGAUGGGGAUGACCUCACCACACUGCUGGUCGAGGCAGGCAUCCUCAUCGCGAAGAGUGGCGGAGGGCAUCAGCUAAACCGCAUCGUCCUGAAGAAGUGCUUCGUCGGUCACGUGGUGGUCUCUGAGGGCCACUGGGUGACUGCCUAUUGGCCCCGCGGCCAAGCAGGCGACUGCCGGUACCGGGUCUGCACCUGCGUGCAUCAUGCCUUGCACGCAGAGUGCGAGCACGUGAAAUUCGUCGGAGGCCUGCGCGGCUCUCCCAAUUUGAAUAACGCGAGGUCUGCGGGGGGCGCUUGCGCCAAGACCGCGCAGACACCACUCCAAGCGCCCUAUAUGGGGAAGGGGCACGGCCCGUCCAAGCUGUCUGCGCGUAUUGGGCAGGGCUAUGGCCCAAAAACUGCCCUCUGCCUUGACCUGAUCAAAGCUGCUGCAAAAGAUUUGUGCCUGGUCCACGCAGCCGGCCCCUUUUCCGUGGCCCUGGCCUCUCUGCUCUGA
Symbiodinium natans is the source of this 12879-nucleotide messenger RNA. NCBI's taxonomy places the organism in Eukaryota, Dinophyceae, Suessiales, Symbiodiniaceae. The record is from the annotation of a GenBank genome assembly.